UCUAAAGACAAAAAGAGUUAGUAGAAAAGCCUGAGGAAUGGAUGUAGAACUCAGGUUACACUGGAAGGCAAGAGUCAGCUGCUGCUAGCACAGGGAGAGGCACUCAGGAUGGGAUGCUGGAUUUUGAAUGAAAAACUCUCAAUGCUGUUACUACUGGUGUGGCUGGGACUCAAUUUCUAUUUGUUUAUUGAUACCUUCCACUGGUAUGAAGACGAAGAUGCUUACAUUUAUACACGGAUUAUGCUGGGAUCAACCCUGGCUUGGGCAAGAGCUUCUGCAACGUGCCUUAAUUUUAACUGCAUGCUAAUCCUGUUACCAGUCAGUAGAAAUCUUAUUUCAUUCUUAAGAGGAGCAAGCAUUUGCUGUGGAGGAGCACUGAGGAGACAGCUUGACAAAAACAUCAUGUUUCACAAGAUGGUUGCCCAUGGAAUAGCUGUAAAUACAACCAUCCAUAUUGUUGCCCACUUGAUCAACAUUGAGCGGUAUCAUACCAGCCAGUCAAAGGAAGCCGGGGAGCUACGAAAUAAACUUUCUGGCCUUGGCAAGAGCCCAAAUGAAAGCUACUUGAACCCAAUCAGGACCUAUGAAAUGAACACAACAGGAGAGGUACUUACCACCAUAGCUGGAGUAACUGGAGUUGUGAUAACUGUGGCUUUAAUUCUGAUCACGACUUCAUCCACUGAGCUCAUCAGAAGGUCAUGCUAUGAGGUGUUCUGGUAUACCCACCACCUCUUUGUGGUUUUCUUUAUUGGUUUAAUAAUCCAUGGUAUGGGCCAGCUUGUCCGAGGUCAGACGCCUCAGAGUCUGCUGCGUCACAAUGUCACUUACUGUAAAGAUCGCUACUGGGAAUGGGAGAACGCCACUCAGUGCCCUUUGCCGCAGUUUUCUGGCAACAAACCUGUGGCUUGGAAGUGGGUUUUAAGUCCUAUGGUGCUGUAUAUCUGUGAAAGAAUUGUUAGAUUUUGGAGAUUUCAUCAGGAGGUGGUCAUUACUAAGGUGGUGACACAUUCCUCUGGAGUGCUUGAGCUUCACAUGAAGAAACGUGACUUUAAAAUGGGACCUGGUCAGUAUAUCUUCCUACAGUGCCCAUCUGUCUCACAGCUGGAGUGGCAUCCUUUCACCCUCACCUCUGCUCCUGAGGAGGACUUCUUCAGCGUUCACAUACGGGUCACCGGGGAUUGGACUGCAGCUGUCUUCAAGGCCUUUGGAGCUGAGGAACAAGCUUUCAAGGAACUGUGGACGUUACCAAGACUGGCUGUGGAUGGACCAUACGGAUCUGCAACCACAGACGUCUUUCACUACCGAGUGAGUGUGUGCAUUGCAGCAGGAAUUGGAGUCACACCAUUUGCCUCUAUUUUAAAAUCCGUGUGGUACAAAUGCUGCAACCUUAACACAGCACUGGUGCUGCAGAAGGUUUAUUUUUACUGGAUUUGUCGAGACCCAUCAGCAUUUGAAUGGUUUGCUGAUCUUCUGUUCCAUUUGGAAACAAAAAUGACUGAAAAAGGGAAAAAUUAUUUUCUAAGUUAUCAUAUAUUUCUUACUGGCUGGGAUGAAAGUCAGGCUACUCACAUAGCCCUGCAUUAUGAUGACAAGAUAGAUGUAAUUACUGGUUUGAGACAGAAGACCUGCUAUGGAAGGCCAAACUGGGACAAUGAGUUCAAGAAACUAGCUGAAAACCAUCCUAGCAACAGUAUUGGAGUAUUCUUCUGUGGACCCAAGACCCUCUCUAAGAUCAUUCAAAAGAUGUGCAACUCGUAUUCAUCAGUUGACCCCAGAGGAGUUCAGUUUCACUACAACAAAGAAAGUUUCUAAGCUGUACUUCUCAACUACAUAAUAGGUGCUACCAAAUUGCAUAUUUUUUUCCUCACCUUCUCCUGUCCUCAACUCAUUCUGUAGCAUUCAUGUCAGAUAUUAGGAGUUGUAAGUUGAAGUAGGUGUGUUGACUUCAGUGGAAAAAUACCAUCCUCUGCCAACUAAAGAUAUGGACCCCAUCCUUAGCUUUUCCUUUGAAGAACUGAAUGGUCGAUAUUCCAUUUCUAACUUGACUGUGCUGUGAAUCCAUCCACACCUGUGUGAAAGCAAGCACAAACCACUGAACUUUGAAGAAAAAGAUAUGAGUAAAAUGAACAUUUAGAACUGUACCUCACUGUUGUCUAUGAUCAAACUACUACCACAGGCAAUACUCGUGUUCCUACUGCUUAAAUUGUGCCCAGUCAUUGAAGGUAUUUUCCUUCCUGGUGUUCUAAUUUUGCACUUCUUACAGCAUCCACAUCCACAUCAGCUUUUGUGCUGUAGCAGUACUGUUUAAACACACCCGUUCAACAAAAUUCUUUUGCCCUGCCAAACUAUGCAUAAUUUAAACUUGCCAUUUCUGCAGUGGUGGUGGCUGUGCACACCAUAAGUUAGUAUGUUCUGAGGGUUAAUAUGUUAAGGGGACUCCAGAAAUUUUUGCACUCAGCAAACAGAUCUCCUGAGACAGGCAACAGAAACUGUGGAAAAAAGUUUCAGGUGCCUUUUAAAUUGGGCAUGGAAGAAUGGGCUUUAAAAGAUACAGAAUCACAGAUAUCAUGGAGUGAUUGAGGUGGGAAGGCACCCCUGGAGAUCAUCUACUCCAACCCCCCUGCUCAGAGCUGAUUCUGUAAAAACAGGAGUGAUAUUUACAUUCUUCCAGUCCUCAGGAACACCAUGACCUUUUGAAGAUAUUGAAGAAUGGCCAGCUCCCUCAGCGCUCUUGGGUGCAUCCCAUCAGUUCCCAUGGCUUGCUUUAAAUGCUCCCUAACCUGAUGCUCUUUCACUGAGGCUAAGUCUUAGUUACCCCAGAUUUUCCCACUUGCCUCAUGGGCCUGGGAUCUCUGAAGGUCAGCCUUACCUGUAAAGACCAUGGUGAGAAAGGCAUUGAAUACCUCAGCCUUCUCCAUGGCUUGUGUACCAUGUCUCCCACCUAUUCAGCAGUGGGUCAAUGUUGUGCUACUCAUACUUUUGCUACUUAUGCAUGCAGAGCAGCCCUUCUUGAUGCCUUCACUUCUCUCACCAAAUUCAACUCCUGAUGACCUUUGGCUUCCCUAGCCCCAUUCCUGCACACUCGGUGUCUCUAUACUCCCCCUAGGCUACCUGUCCCUUUUGCCACCUCUUGUACAACCUCCUUUUUGUGCUUGAGUUUUGUCAGGAGGAACUUUUUCAUGCAUGCAGUCCUCCUACCACCUUUGUUUGAUCUACUCCACGGCAAGAUGGAUAAUUUUUGAGCUUGGAGGAGGUGAUUCUUGAAAAUCAUCAUGUUUGACUGAACUCUUCUCUAGGACCAUAUUGCAUGAGGUCCUUCCAAGCAGGUCCUUCAACAAGCCAAACUUUGGUCUCCUAAGCCCAGGGCUGUGAUCUUGCUAUUUGCCUCACAACUCUUUGGGCCUGGUCAUCCAGCUAGUUCUUUACCCAGUAAAGAGCAUGCCCAUCCUAGCCAUGAGCUGCCAGUUUCUUCAGAAGAAUGCUGUCGGAAUAGGGGAAAAACAAAAUAAAAAAUACAGGACUGUUGUAACAUUCAUGUAAGAUAGAAAAGUGAGAAAAACAUUUCCCUAUACCGCAGCCUAGAAAGAUAAAGAAAAACUAUAUUCCAGUUGGACUGCAGUGUAACAGAGCUCACUUGGAUCACAUAAUGCAUUUACCAAGCCACACAAUAAAAAUAGAAGUCCGAAAACAUCCUAUGUCUGUCAGCACUUGAAUAAAACAACUGACAUUAUAUAUGUAUACUUAUACACAAACACAAAAAUGUCCACUAGAGAGGACAUAACUAUAUAGACAAAAGAAACAAAAUAAUAAAAAUUAUGCCACAGAAGA
This is a messenger RNA of Columba livia (rock pigeon), 3828 nucleotides long. It is a transcript of the gene NOX3, whose product is annotated as NADPH oxidase 3. The coding region runs from base 109 to 1812 and encodes 567 amino acids. Gene Ontology annotation, biological process: defense response; superoxide anion generation. The transcript has 13 exons. Gene Ontology annotation, molecular function: superoxide-generating NAD(P)H oxidase activity. The record is from RefSeq and is a predicted model, not a curated record. NCBI's taxonomy places the organism in Eukaryota, Metazoa, Chordata, Aves, Columbiformes, Columbidae. Gene Ontology annotation, cellular component: plasma membrane; NADPH oxidase complex.